AUGGUUGAGUUCGUAUCAUGUGGGUUUCUGUUGAGUAUUGAUAUAGUGAUUCUUAAUAUGCUUCCGGAUAUGUUUUCUGCUGAAAUUCCUUAUAUGAAGUGUAUGAAUUUUGAAUUCGAAAUUGUUGCAUUUGCCUUAUCAAAACCUGAUAUGGAUGCAAAUAGGUUCGGAAGCUCCUUGCCAAUUUGUCUAGGAAUUUUAAAUGGGGAGUGGGGAACUACACAUGCGAGAGAAUAUCACCUUCAUAACACAGCUCAUCACUUGAAGGUUCGAGAUUGGACAAAAGCUACUGGUUUCUUCACAGUUAGAAGAUGGCUUGAGAAAUGA
Molecule: messenger RNA, 327 nt
Organism: Prunus armeniaca (apricot)
Lineage: Eukaryota; Viridiplantae; Streptophyta; Magnoliopsida; Rosales; Rosaceae
Source: the annotation of a GenBank genome assembly